This is a messenger RNA of Colletotrichum scovillei, 1863 nucleotides long. Its product is annotated as NAPE-hydrolyzing phospholipase D. The coding region runs from base 311 to 1582 and encodes 423 amino acids. Gene Ontology annotation, cellular component: membrane-bounded organelle; cytoplasm. Gene Ontology annotation, biological process: N-acylethanolamine metabolic process; N-acylphosphatidylethanolamine metabolic process. Gene Ontology annotation, molecular function: N-acylphosphatidylethanolamine-specific phospholipase D activity. The transcript has 2 exons. Lineage: Eukaryota; Fungi; Ascomycota; Sordariomycetes; Glomerellales; Glomerellaceae. The record is from RefSeq and is a predicted model, not a curated record.
UUUGACGUGCAGAUUUAAACCAAGCCUCACCGCAUGAGUGAUGCAUACGUAUCGUUGACUGCCUACCUCAUCUUUUCUCUCUCGGACCGGGCUCAUUGCUCUCGCUAACGCCGAGUGGAUCCCGUUCCGUCUAGUCCAAUUCCCCGGCCGGCGAGCGCGGAUUGCAACCACUUUGAGCUUGUCUCUUCCACUCCCCUCCCUCCCUCUCCUCUUCUUUGUGUCACAUUCUGCAUAUGUAGCAAAGUCCAACUCUAUCUAUAUAUCUCGGAAUCCCCUCACACCUCUCGGGCAAGAGGGCCUCUGAUGAACCAUGUCCACAUUCAGACAGUUCUUCCGCACUUUCUUCCAGCAACCGCCCAUACGUCCCGGUACUAAAAAGGCUUCAGCAACACCAGCCUCUGUGCUCGCCCUCUCAAUGGCAUCAUAUUCAACCACCGUCACCAAGAUCCCCGACUUGGGUCCCUCGCCCGAGGAUGCCUCGUCCAAGCCUCACCACGUCACGAAGAAUGGCAACAGAGUCGGCUUCAAGAACGUUCACCCUUCCUUUGGUGAUGGCAUUGGCUUUUCCAAGAUGGUCCGCCAUGUCCUCUGGCCGCAAGUGACGGGUGAGCUCAAGUGGCCAGACACCACGCCGCCAACUGUGACCGUCAAGAAGCCAGAGUUCCUGCCCAACCGCACAGCCUCAGACAAGCUCCGCGCGACAUGGCUGGGUCACGCCUGCUACUAUGUAGAAUUCCCCUCCGGCCUGCGCGUCCUCUUCGACCCCGUCUUCGAAGACCGCUGCUCGCCCUUCUCAUUCAUGGGUCCCAAACGCUUCACCCCCAGACCCUGCGACCUCGCCGACAUACCCUUUGUUGACGCUGUCUUCAUCAGCCACAGCCACUACGACCACCUCUCCCACGAGUCCGUCCUCACCAUCCAGAAGCACAACCCAAAGGCGCACUUCUUCGUCGGCCUCGGCCUGGAAUCCUGGUUCAAGAACGCCGGCCUCAAGAACGUCACGGAGCUCGACUGGUGGGAGGACGCCGAAAUCACCCUCAACAUCGAUAAGGGCGUCGACGAGGCGCCCGAGUCCAUCGCCGCCCAGGUCUCUUGCCUCCCCUGCCAGCACACCUCCGCCCGCACGCCCUUUGACAAGGACACGACGCUUUGGGCCUCGUGGGGCGUCAAGUCGGCCGGUAAGUCGGUCUGGUUCGGCGGUGACACGGGAUACCGCGCCGUGCCGUGGACCCCGCUCGACGUCGAUGACUACGGUCCAAAGUACGCCCACCUGCCCAUGUGCCCGCAGUUCAAGCAGAUCGGCGAGUUCCGUGGGCCGUUUGACCUCGGCCUGAUCCCCAUCGGCGCAUACUACCCGCGCGUAGCCUUCUCAGGGAUGCACGCCAACCCCUUCGAUUCCGUCGAGAUCUUCCAGGAUACCAGGUGUCAGCGCGCCAUGGGUAUUCACUGGGGAACAUGGGCUCUGACCAUGGAAGAGGUUCUGGAGCCGCCAAAGCUUCUCCAGGAGGCCAUGAAGAAGAAGGGCUUGCCCCCGACUGGCGUGUUUGAUGUGUGUGAGAUUGGAGAGAGCAGGGACUUUUAGGCAGAAGUCCUUCUGUUGUGUACUACCACUGUUUCCAUUGUCAGUUUUCCCGCAUUGCGAUCAGGCGUUCUCUCGUGUAAAGGUUCAUAAACACUAUGUAGAUCAAGGCAUGCAACGCGUGUGAUAAGCGUUCAUCCAUAAUCGAAAUCCGUCGCUGAAAAACGUCCUUGAUUCUAAUCAAGCUAUGAAUCAAUCAGGCUAUGUGCCCCAGCAAGGCGAGUAAUAAACAAUAUGCAGUCAGCCUGCGCAUGACCAUAUGCAUGCCAACAACAUCAACAAGG